GUCGCAACUAAGCCAACCAAGUUCAGUCCAUCUUCCAGUCUCUCCGCCAAAAUGUCCUCUGCCGCCACAAAGGACGAUAAUGCCCGGGCUCACCCAGCCGUCAAGGGCCCCAGUGCCCUUCGUUCCAUUCUCGCUGGUGCGACUGCCGGCGCCGUCGAGAUUGCCAUCACAUAUCCCGCCGAGUUCGCCAAGACUCGCACCCAGCUCAACCGCAAGUUAGCCGAGGGCCAGAAGCUCCCAUGGCCGCCCUUUGGCGCGCAAUGGUAUGCCGGCUGCACGACACUGAUUAUCGGCAACUCGCUCAAGGCGGGCAUUCGAUUCGUCGCCUUUGACCAGUACAAGAAGCUCCUUUCCGAUUCCAACGGCAAGCUCUCUGGGCCAGGCACCGUCCUUGCCGGCUUUGGCGCCGGUGUGACUGAGUCACUGCUGGCCGUGACGCCAACUGAGAGCAUCAAGACCACGCUCAUCGACGACCGCAAGUCCGCCAAGCCUCGCCUCCGCGGCUUCCUCGACGCCGUCCCUGUCAUCUACCGCGAGCGCGGCAUUCGCGGUUUCUUCCAAGGUUUCGUCCCCACCACCGCGCGACAAGCCGCCAACAGCGCCACUCGUUUCUCAACCUAUACCGCGUUGAAGCAGCUGGCCGAAAGCUACACGGCACCCGGGGAGAAGCUCGGUGCUGUUGGAACCUUCGCGAUGGGCGGUAUCGCGGGUUUGAUCACCGUCUACGUCACUCAGCCGUUGGAUACGAUCAAGACGAGAAUGCAAAGUAUUGAGGCCAAGCAGCUUUACGGCAACUCGUUCAGGUGCGCCAGCAUCAUCUUCAAGCAGGAAGGCGUUUUGACUUUCUGGAGCGGUGCGCUGCCGCGGUUGGCGAGACUGAUUUUGAGUGGUGGGAUUGUGUUCACCAUGUACGAGAAGAGCAUGGAUCUGUUUGACAGGCUCGACCCGGAGAGAAAGUAUAUCUAAUGGAAUUGCCACGAGCGAGGGCGUUGAGGCGUCUUUUCAUGUUAUGAUGGAUGAAGACAACGGGAUCAGUACAAGAGACGGACCAGAAGAGAGAAAGAUGGACAGACGAAACCCACGAGACCAGCGACGACAGGAUGAACGCACCUAAUGGCAUAGGUAGACAAAAGCUGUAUAUAUGUUUGACACAGGUAUAUACCCAACAUGUACAGACAAAUGUGGAACA
Molecule: messenger RNA, 1189 nt
Organism: Neurospora hispaniola
Lineage: Eukaryota; Fungi; Ascomycota; Sordariomycetes; Sordariales; Sordariaceae
Product: tricarboxylate transport protein
Exons: 5
Coding region: 52-966 (304 amino acids)
Biological process (GO): mitochondrial citrate transmembrane transport
Cellular component (GO): mitochondrion
Molecular function (GO): citrate secondary active transmembrane transporter activity
Source: RefSeq, a predicted model, not a curated record